Closterium sp. NIES-65 is the source of this 5286-nucleotide messenger RNA. The record is from the annotation of a GenBank genome assembly. Lineage: Eukaryota; Viridiplantae; Streptophyta; Zygnematophyceae; Desmidiales; Closteriaceae.
AUGCGGAAACUGACGAUUAUGUCGAGGGAUCGCUGCAAGGAAACGAGGAUCAGCCGAGCGCCAGCGCUGUUGGAGAAAGCAGGCCGGUGGGGGGGCUUCCCCCUCCCACAUGGCGACAAAAUCUGCCCCCCACUCCGCCGCCCGCCCCUGCGGGCCCCAGUGGCGGUCGCGCUGGCGCGGCUGAAUGCUGACGUGGCGUUCGUGGGAGCAGUAGGGGAUGACGAGGCGGGGAAUACAUUUCUGGAGAUUCUGGAGUCCAAUGGCGUGUCGACACGUGGCGUGGACAUGCGUGGUGGAUUAAGAACCGGAGCAAAGCUCAUCUCUUUGGAAAAAGCGGAAGCGCAAGCGAAGGAUGGAGCAUCAGGAGAAGAAUUAGAAUCACGAGGAGGAGAGGUGCUUAGAGGGGGGGUGAUAAUAAAGAAGAGCAACACCCGCUCGGCUUCGAAUGCAGGCACUGCAUGGCGUGCCCGCUUCCCAUUGGCUGAGGAAGCGCGUGACGUGGCAGGGCAGGAGGAAGGAGUAGGCGAGGAAGAGGAGGAGGAGAGACAGGAGUCAGGAGAGGGGAGGGGUGAUGGGGAGCGGAGAGUGAAGGCGCUGGCAGCAGCGGCAGCAUCCGGGGGAGGUGUAUCUGAGGACGCACAAGACUUGCUCAGACAGGCUUCGUGGAUUCACUGCACCUCCAUGUCUCUCGCCACCCCUUCCGACCGCACUGCACUCCUUGCCGCACUGGACGCCGCAGGCUGCCACCCACUCGCCUCCUCCCCUUCCUCACCACCACCUUCACACUCCCUCACCCCCUCCUCCCCGCACUCCUCCCCCCACUCUCCCCCAUCCCCUCCGCGCCUCUUUCUUGAUGUAAACCUCCCCCUCUGCCUCUGGGCCUCCCGAGCCUCAGCCUCGGCAGCGCUGGAUCCGGUUUGGCGCCGAGCCUCGGUGGUGGAGGUGUCCCGUGCCGAAGCUGAGUUCCUGGUUGGGGAGGAGCGUUUUUUGCGGCGGCGGCAGGCUCGGGUGCGAUAUGCUUCGGACUCGUACCUGACGCUGAGAGGAGAGAGGGAGGAGGGGGAGGGAGAGGGCGUGUAUCACUGGAAGCCGGAGGAACUGGCUGGGCUGUGGCAUGAAGGCAUGGAUUUACUACUGGUGACCCAUGGAACUAUGCAGGUGCACUACUAUGGGAGGGGCUUCCACGGGUGGGUGGAGGGCACAGAGGACGUGCUGAUUGCCGCCAUGACGUGUGAUCGCGCUGGGUCAGGGGAUGCCCUUGUGGCUGGACUCCUCCGCAAGCUCUCCACCAACCCUGCUAUCCUCCGCGAUCAAGAUGCGCUAGAGAGGGCCAUUCGCUUUGCCAUUUCCGCCGGAGUCAUCUCCUCCUGGACCACCGGGGCUUAUCACCCGGACGUGUCCCAAGCCUCAGGUUCGGCCCGAGCCUUCCAGGCUAUAGUGGCGGCGUACGAGGUGUUGUCAGACGACCAACAGCGGCGCCUCUACGACCUUAGCGUCCAGCGCGCUGCAACUUCUGUUCGCACUGCUGCGAGUCGCGCGGCUGCUGGUCGCGGUGCUACAGUUGCUCGCGGCGCGUCUGUUCGUGUUGCUGGUGCUCCCAAUCGCAGCUCCCCGCGGCAUUGGUCGUCCGUGUCAUCUGCCACGUCAGCACACAGAUCAUCUGCCAGCUUAGACCCAUUCGACAGGGCGUUCUCAGCCUCGGUCCGGCCCUCCGUCGAGCCUGGCCCAGGUUCGGCCCAAGCCUCAACCUCAGAGUGCCCGAUCUUCUCGGCGUGGUACCUGCGGUGGCUGUUCCACGCGCGGUGGGCGCUGGCAGUGCAGCAGCGCGCACGGCGUGUUGCGGCGUUCAAAACCAGGAGCAGCGGCGGCAUGAGCCCCUCGUAUGCCGCUACGGGAAUGAGCAGGGGAGCAUGGCGUGGUGAGCAUGAGGCACACGAGGAGGAGCAGGGGCAUGGGGGGGGAGAGAGGAAGUGGAGACACGCUCAAAGAGACAAGUUGGACUGGCGUACAGGGGAUGGUGCAGGGCAGGAGGCAGGCAGGAGCAGAUGGAGGGGAGCGGAGCAGGCUGGAUCUGAUGGGUUGCUGGAACAGGGGGGACUGUUGGAGGGAGAUGAGUGCAGUUCUGGAAGAGGAGGUGUUGCUGCUGCUGCUGCCAGUGGGGGUGGUGGUGUUGCAGCAGCAGCUGGGGGCGGUUCAGGAGGAGUGGAGCAAGGGGCAACCUUGGCAGGAGAAAAGCCCGAGUGGCGGGCGUCUUUUGGCUCAGACCUCGUUUUCAUCCUCGUUAGUAUCAUCCUCGGGGUUCUUUAUGGUACCAACGCUACUUUAGCAUGGCUGUCCUUGGUCCUUAUCCUCUCUGCUAACACGAGGCUCGGGUUGAAAGUUGCCGGAGCUGUCGCAUGGAGGCUCGGGGGAAUGCCGGGCCUGGGGAUCGGCGUGGGGCUGCAUGCCUUGUCGUUUUUGCUGGGGAAUGUGCAUCAUGAAGCGGUGGGGGCUAUGGCACUUGUUGUGUGGAUGGGGAGAAGGGGGAUGGGUGGUGGAGGUGUGGCAAUGGCACCAACUAUUGUGAACGAGCGGAGGGAGAGACUGGUGAAAGCGAGCCGGGACGUGACAAUACAGAGCAAGAAGAUCAUAUUCGCCAUCCACAGAGCCACAAGUCCGCGCGCCCUGGCAGCAGCCGCGCAGCAGCUGGCCUCCCUACGAGCACACCACAUCGCUCAACCGUCCACCCCUUCGCUCUCCGCUCUUCCGCCUGCCCCACUGCCCCCUGCAUCCAUCCCACCCGCAGUUGCAAGAGUAUGUGGAGGCGGCAUCGUUCCUGCACUUCCGCCAAACUGGGCGCCUGCUGACCCUCGCCCAGGUGAGGGGGAAAGGGGCGGUGGAUGGCGGUGGGAGGCGGUGGGUGGGCAUGGAGGGAAUCUCGGGUUUUCUUUGAGCCUCCUGCGCCCCACCCAUCUGCGCCUCACCCAUCUGCGCCUCACCCAUCUGCGCCUCACCCAUCUGCGCCUCACCCAUCUGCGCCUCACCCAUCUGCGCCUCACCCAUCUGCGCCUCACCCAUCUGCGCCUCACCCAUCUGCGCCUCACCCAUCUGCGCCUCACCCAUCUGCGCCUCACCCAUCUGCGCCUCACCCAUCUGCGCCUCACCCAUCUGCGCCUCACCCAUCUGCGCCUCACCCAUCUGCGCCUCACCCAUCUGCGCCUCACCCAUCUGCGCCUCACCCAUCUGCGCCUCACCCAUCUGCGCCUCACCCAUCUGCGCCUCACCCAUCUGCGCCUCACCCAUCUGCGCCUCACCCAUCUGCGCCUCACCCAUCUGCGCCUCACCCAUCUGCGCCUCACCCAUCUGCGCCUCACCCAUCUGCGCCUCACCCAUCUGCGCCUCACCCAUCUGCGCCUCACCCAUCUGCGCCUCACCCAUCUGCGCCUCACCCAUCUGCGCCUCACCCAUCUGCGCCUCACCCAUCUGCGCCUCACCCAUCUGCGCCUCACCCAUCUGCGCCUCACCCAUCUGCGCCUCACCCAUCUGCGCCUCACCCAUCUGCGCCUCACCCAUCUGCGCCUCACCCAUCUGCUCCUCACCCAUCUGCGCCUCACCCAUCUGCGCCUCACCCAUCUGCGCCUCACCCAUCUGCGCCUCACCCAUCUGCGCCUCACCCAUCUGCGCCUCACCCAUCUGCGCCUCACCCAUCUGCGCCUCACCCAUCUGCGCCUCACCCAUCUGCGCCUCACCCAUCUGCGCCUCACCCAUCUGCGCCUCACCCAUCUGCGCCUCACCCAUCUGCGCCUCACCCAUCUGCGCCUCACCCAUCUGCGCCUCACCCAUCUGCGCCUCACCCAUCUGCGCCUCACCCAUCUGCGCCUCACCCAUCUGCGCCUCACCCAUCUGCGCCUCACCCAUCUGCGCCUCACCCAUCUGCGCCUCACCCAUCUGCGCCUCACCCAUCUGCGCCUCACCCAUCUGCGCCUCACCCAUCUGCGCCUCACCCAUCUGCGCCUCACCCAUCUGCGCCUCACCCAUCUGCUCCUCACCCAUCUGCGCCUCACCCAUCUGCGCCUCACCCAUCUGCGCCUCACCCAUCUGCGCCUCACCCAUCUGCUCCUCACCCAUCUGCGCCUCACCCAUCUGCGCCUCACCCAUCUGCGCCUCACCCAUCUGCGCCUCACCCAUCUGCGCCUCACCCAUCUGCGCCUCACCCAUCUGCGCCUCACCCAUCUGCGCCUCACCCAUCUGCGCCUCACCCAUCUGCGCCUCACCCAUCUGCGCCUCACCCAUCUGCGCCUCACCCAUCUGCUCCUCACCCAUCUGCGCCUCACCCAUCUGCGCCUCACCCAUCUGCGCCUCACCCAUCUGCGCCUCACCCAUCUGCGCCUCACCCAUCUGCUCCUGGCUUCUCUGCUCCUCAUUCACCCUGCUGGCCUCUCAACUUUGUUGCUAUUCUUGGCGGCCUGCCUUGCCAUGCCCUGCGCAGGAGAGCACAAGAGCGUGAGCAAUGCAGCGUUCCAUGUGCAUGCCCUCCUCUGCGCCUCUUACCUAUCCACCUAUGCUCUCUGUACUGCAUUGCUCACGCUACUCAUACAUACUGCUCACACUGUAUGCCCUCCUCUGCACUCCUUCCACUGCACUCUUGCCCAGGUGAACGGUGCGUUUGAAGGCAUUCUGGACCGCGAGGGCCAAGCCUUCCACGUGCAUGCUGCUGACUAUGUGUUGGGGCUCGCUGAUUUGACCGGAGAAGUCAUGAGGCUAGCUGUGUCAAGCCGUGCAGCUGCUGCUGCUGACGGUGGUGGUGGCGCUGCUGCUGGUAACGCGGGUGGUGGUGAUGGUGGUGCGGGCUCCACUGGAAAAGGGACCAGCAGGCGAGGGAAGAGGCAACAGGAACAACCAGAGGCUCAAGCAAAGGCUUCAGGUGCCGAGCCUGCGGCUGCCUCCGAACCUGUUGCCGCGGCCGAGCCUGAAGCAGAGGCUGGAGAGGGGAGAGGGGAAUUGGUGGUGGAUGCAGAUGCGUGUCGGUUGUUCGUGCAGAGGCUGUAUGCAGGGUUCAGCCUGCUGCCUAGGAGCAGCGAGCUGGGUAAGGAGAUGGGGAAGAAGAUGGACGUGAUGCUGGCGAGCCUCAACAAGAUUGAGAACGGGUUCAGUCUCCUUCCCAGGAGCAGCGAGGUGGGGAAGGAGAUGGGAAAGAAGAUGGAUGUCAUGCUGGCGAGCCUCAACAAGAUUGAGAACGAGUAUCCAGAAGAUCUGCUGCAGCUGGGAUUGGAGGGGAGGGAGGCAGGAGGAGUAGAGGGGGAGUGA